This is a messenger RNA of Hippoglossus stenolepis (Pacific halibut), 1104 nucleotides long. It is a transcript of the gene psmc3ip, whose product is annotated as PSMC3 interacting protein. Gene Ontology annotation, biological process: homologous chromosome pairing at meiosis; meiotic joint molecule formation; meiotic strand invasion involved in reciprocal meiotic recombination. The transcript has 8 exons. The record is from RefSeq and is a predicted model, not a curated record. Gene Ontology annotation, molecular function: recombinase activator activity; double-stranded DNA binding. Gene Ontology annotation, cellular component: DNA recombinase auxiliary factor complex; condensed nuclear chromosome. Lineage: Eukaryota; Metazoa; Chordata; Actinopteri; Pleuronectiformes; Pleuronectidae. Bases 116 to 754 code for a protein of 212 amino acids.
UCCCAUCAGGGUGAUUUCGACCUGAGUGACGCAUCCUACGACAAAAGCGAUCUUUUCCGUGACGCACAUUUCGCGGGAGACUCGGUUGUGGAAGCUGAAAGCGGACGAGGUGAACAUGAGUAAAAAAGAAAACGGUGCACCAGUAAUACUCGCCUAUUUGAAUGAGAAGAACCGGCCAUACAGCGCCCAGGAUGUCUUCUGUAAUUUACAAAAGCAGCACGGGCUGGGUAAAACUGCAGUGGUCAAAGCCAUGGAGCUACUGGCUCUAGAGGGCAAGAUAAAGGAGAAAACGUAUGGCAAGCAAAAGAUUUAUUUUGCGGACCAGGCUCAGUUCGCAGAUGUGAGUGACACAGACCUGAAGGGGAUGGACAGUCAGAUCUCGGAGCUCGGUGCAGAGGCUCAGUCCCUCACGCAGAGCUGCAAACAGUUAGAUGCAGAGCUAAAGGAGCUCAACAGCUCCCUGACAGCAGAGGAAAUGAUGUCAGAGAUCCAAGAGCUGAAAGCAGAGUGUUCUGGGUACAGAGCGCGCCUGGAGAAGAUAAAGGCCGCCACAAAUCACGUCACGCCUGAAGAGAAGGAGAAGGUUUACAAAGAAAGGACAGUUUACGUGAAAGAGUGGAAAAAGAGGAAGAGAUUGGCUUCCGACAUGAUAGAUUCGAUCCUGGAGGGAUAUCCUAAGAGCAAGAAGGAGUUCCUAGAUGAAGUCGGAGUCGAGACGGACGAGGACUGCAAGGUGGUUGUUCCAAGUACUUGAGAGAAGCUUGUUCUGCUACUUCAUCGUAAGCCUUUAGAUUACACAUCAGAACAAACUGAGCCACGGCACAUUUUAUUUAAAGCUUUUCUUUUGAACAAAUAAUACAGGUUAUAUAAAAGGCAACUGGAACAACAGCUUUUUAUAGAAUAUUUAUACACUAUGUAUUGUCAUUAGACAGCACUCAGGGAUGCCCUACAAGUCUAGAAUGAAAAUGGCAAUUACUUCAUUAUUGCUCUAAGAGGUUUAUAUUCUUUGUUCUUAUGUUUGUUGUUGUUUUUGCCAUGUGUUUUGAAAACUGUUAAAAGAAAAACCCAUAUUUUAUUAAAACAUGGACAGUUAUUCACAUUCUA